AUGGCGAUAUGCAAAUUCUACCAGCAGGGCUAUUGCAAGUUUGGCAGUACUUGCCGGUUUGAACAUCCCGAUGCUGGAAAUAAUCGAAACCAAAGCCAGAAUCGCUUCGGCACUCUUGCUUCCGGCGCAGGAGGUGGCAGCCGCGGAGCAUUACAAGAUGCACUCGACAAGUACAGCAUCGUCACCGAUACCAUGGUCAAGGACCUGACGAGCGAGGCGCCGCAAUGGAUUCUGUCGGCUUACGCGCCGGGGAGGAAUGCCCCGGAGCAGCUGUUUGGAGGAUACCCUCGAGAACAGAGCUUCGAAGAGAUGAGAUUACACUUUAUGAUGGGCAAGGCGGCAGGGAAUGAACAACAGGCUCUCAAUCAAGCACAGGAACUCUAUCAGAAUGCCCAACAGCAAAUGCAAAAUGCUGUACGAAAUAUCGACGAAGCUGCCCGAUUCGUCGUGGAAGCCGAGAGCAAGCACCCCAACCGAUUGGAUGUCUGCCGAGAAGGAUCUCAGGGGGCUCCCUUUGGCGAGUUCCAGGUUGGAAAGAGACCCAGCGGUAUUGCUCAGCCGGCGCAAGCCAAUCCUUUCAGCACCGACUCUACCACCACCGCAUCACCGUUUGGCCAAGCUGCUGCUCAACCAACGCCGAGUGCCUUUGGGCAGCCAGCAGCCCUGGGACAACGACCAAAUCCUUUUGGCACACCGGCAUUUGGCCAACCGGCUCAGCCAAGUUCGGCAUUCGGCCAGCCUUCUCAGCCAUCGUCGGCAUUUGGACAGCAAUCAUCGCAGCCGGCGGCCCCCGCGUUUGGGCAACCGUCCCAGCCAACAUCCGCCUUUGGACAGGCAUCUACCCUUGGAGCCAAGCCGAGCCCGUUUGGAACGCCGUCAUUUGGUCAGUCCGCUCAGCCUACGAAUUCACAACCCGGCGGAUUUGGCCAGCCCAGUCAACUGGGCGCGAAGCCGAACCCCUUUGCCUCUGGUGGCGCGGCAAACCAAGGUUCCAGUCCGUUUGGAUCUCUGGGAACUGCCAACAAUGCACAAGCCCCUGUGGCAGUCAACCCCUUUGCGAGUUCAAACGCCGAUCAGAUCAAUGCUACACCAAAUCCCUUUGCAUCUAAUAAUUCGAACCAGAACAACACCGGCCAGCCAAGUCCGUUUGGACAACAACAACCAACACAGAAUCAAAGUCCCUUCGGCCAAGCUUCAAGGCCGAAUCCCUUUGCUUCCACCACUACAACGGCGAACCAACAAGUAAACAACCCCUUUGCUCAGAGUACCCAAAACCAAACCAACGGUGUCUUUGGAAAACCCUCUCCUGCCCCAUUCGGCCAGGGUGCCUCACAGCAGCCGAGCUCCUUUGGAUCGGCAAGCCAGCCCCAACAAGCCGUUGCUUCUGCAACUGGCGGCAAUAAUCCAUACCCUCCAGAGAGCACGAAGCAGCACCCUUCCCUAGAGAGCUACGCGUCCAGGAAUAUGGAUGGGACGCUGGCGGCAUUCAAAGGCAAGCCUGUUACCUACAAGGACGGCAAGCCCGGAAUCAGAGCAUUCGACGGAACUUGGACACGCAUAUGGUUCCCCGACGGCGCGCCAGGGUAUUACAAGGAUACUGAACUCUCCGUUGAAGCUUUCGACGAGCAGUCCCUGGCUCAAUGGGCGGCGUUUGCGCAAACGGGCCAGUUUGCGGAAGGCAUAAUGCCCGAGUUGCCGCCGCCUCGGGAGUGCACACGGUGGGAUUUUUGA
Molecule: messenger RNA, 1731 nt
Organism: Metarhizium brunneum ARSEF 3297
Lineage: Eukaryota; Fungi; Ascomycota; Sordariomycetes; Hypocreales; Clavicipitaceae
Gene: AMO1
Product: Nucleoporin AMO1
Cellular component (GO): nucleus
Molecular function (GO): metal ion binding
Source: RefSeq, a predicted model, not a curated record